AUGGGCAAUGAGGUGAUAAAGGAGGCUGAAGAUGGACCCUCGCCCUUGGAGAUGCUCUGCCUUCGAGCCGCUGGAGGCGAACCUCAUUAUUUUGGGUCUUCUUCGGCAUACUCGUUUACUAAGCUCUUCUCCGCCCAGCUACGAGGAGCCCAGUUUCGCAUGCCAGGUCUUGUAAUGAGUGGAGUGACCCACCCUUAUGUCUCGAACCGUCCUCGUCCAGUUCCCGCCCCCUUGCCUGACCGAUCGGCUACAAGAAUACUCACCAAUUCGUAUUUCGAGAAUGUACACCCACCGUAUCCAUUUCUGCACUGGCCAACUUUUCUUAGGUACGAAGACGAAGUAAUGACCGCGUGUGAAAACGGGCUUGCGCCGGAUCCCGUACAAUCUUAUUUUGUGUAUAUGGUCGCUGCCGUGGGUGCUCUCACUGGGCCAUUUGCGGGGGCUAGCUUACCUGAGGGCCUCUAUGCCGCUGGGGAAGAGCUGUUUGAGCAUGUCCUUCAACUGAACGAUUUGGAAACCAUUCAAGCCCUACUUUGUUGCGCCAUGUACUCAUUAAAAUCGCCUAUCGGGGUAUCAAUAUGGUCGCUCUCCGGUAUCGCCGUUCGACAAUGCAUCGAACUAGGUCUUCACAGAGACAUUCCGUGGAUGAAAAUGGAGUCGAACCCACUGAAGACUCAGCUAAGACGACGGGUAUUCUGGUGUGCAUACAAUCUCGACAGGGCAUGUGCAGUCACUUUAGGCCGCCCGGUUGGUAUCAUGGACUCCGAUAUUGAUGUUGACCUCUUCCUUGACUUGGACGAUGAGAAUAUUACUUCCACUGGCAUUCGUUGUCAGCCCCGAUCCUCGAGCACAGAGUCACCAACUAUCGUUUCAACAGCCCUACAUACCAUAAAGCUUCGCAGGAUUUGGGCUCGAAUGCAGAAUCAGAUCUACCCCCAGACACAUGGCUCACCAUCCUAUGGAAUCAACGGAUUAACAGGAGGAUUUAAGGUUGAGCUUCGAAGAUGGAUGGAAACUGCUCCAGAUCAAUUACAACAGGGCCGGGCCGUGAAUAAUGCAUUCGCAAGCACAGAAUGGUAUAACUUGAUGUAUCACCAUUCGGUUUUGCUCCUUCAUCGCAGUCGCUUGGUUGUUAGUCAACGAAGCUCCAGACCUGAGUCACCUGUUAACGUAUGCGACGACUUUUCCGUUCUUCUGGAUUGUGCUUCAUCCUCACAAUCGAUAAUUGAACUCUACCGAUCUCUAUACGUGAGCCAACGACUCAAUGAUACAUGGGGAGCUCUGCAUGUACUUUUCCUCGCGGGAAUUACUUAUAUUCACUGCUUGUGGAACAGUUCAGAGGCACGAAAUGCUAUACGACGUGACAAAGUAUCUUCCACGUGUACAUCCUGCGUGAUGGUUCUGGCUAUGAUGGCUGAACGCUGGGCUGCGGUGGCUCCUUAUCGUGACAUCUUUGAAAUGCUCUCUGAUGCACUACAGUCAAUGCUUGUGGACAUGGAGAAGGGGCUAAAUGGAUCACCUAGAGGUGGUCCAGUAUUGUCCUCAUUGCAGGCUGAUCAGGUUUCAGAUUAUUUUAUGAGCUUAGCAGAAGUGGGGAUGUGUUACUCUAGCGAACAGCUUCUUAUGGAUAUGAUUUGA
Molecule: messenger RNA, 1638 nt
Organism: Penicillium angulare
Lineage: Eukaryota; Fungi; Ascomycota; Eurotiomycetes; Eurotiales; Aspergillaceae
Product: fungal specific transcription factor domain-containing protein
Exons: 1
Coding region: 1-1638 (545 amino acids)
Biological process (GO): positive regulation of transcription by RNA polymerase II; DNA-templated transcription
Molecular function (GO): sequence-specific DNA binding; DNA-binding transcription factor activity, RNA polymerase II-specific; zinc ion binding
Source: RefSeq, a predicted model, not a curated record